Messenger RNA from Sitodiplosis mosellana (orange wheat blossom midge), 2215 nucleotides. RefSeq names its product ubiquitin-conjugating enzyme E2 J2-like. The transcript has 3 exons. The coding region runs from base 957 to 1784 and encodes 275 amino acids. NCBI's taxonomy places the organism in Eukaryota, Metazoa, Arthropoda, Insecta, Diptera, Cecidomyiidae. The record is from RefSeq and is a predicted model, not a curated record.
AAAUCAAGGGAAAAUUACCGUCGAAAUCGAAUGAUAUGAUAUUUCGGCAAAUUUUCAGACAAAUUCAAAUUUCAUGCCUAAAAAUGACGUCAUUUCAUUGCAUCAUUUUAAAUUAGAUUUCAUUGCCAUGGGAUUUAAAAGAAAAAAUCGAGUGACGACAUUUCAAUAGACUUUUUGGAAUUUAUGUGAUAGUUUCAAACACAUUAAUUUACUCAAAUGAUUCAUAAUCAUUUAAAUCGUUCCGCACGAUGAUUCUUCUUCUUUUUUUUUUGUUAACAUCGCACAUUGUCUAGAUUCUCGGAGACGAACAAAAAAAAAAAACAAUUUGAUGAUUUACUAUACAUAUACUUGUUAGCCGUACACUUGAGAAUCGAAUGACAUCGUCUCUCGGUCAAACGCACACAUCGAUAAACAAACACGAGCUCAUAUGUUUCGCUGUCGUGUGUGUGUGUGUGGAAGUGAGGCAGAUUUACUUGCAAAUCAAAACAUGCGACAAUGAUAUAGAAAACCAACACCACACACGAAUAUUGUAUUCCGAUUCGUGUUCAUUUCUCGUAUGAUAACUUGAAUGAAGAGAAGAAGCAAAAAGAAGGAAAAAAAAACAGUAAAUAAAAUCGCACUGUAAAAUGGUGUAAAUAAAUGAAUACUUUUGUGAAUUUGUUCAAAUGUUAUCGAACAAUGACAGUAAAACCAUUUGAAUUGUCAACGCAAAAUUGUCGUCGCAUUGUGUUAUGAACUAAAUCGAAGUCAUUUUGAGUUGUGUUUAAUUAGGACGAAGAAAAAGCAGAAAAAAAAAAUCCGCUGUGUCAGCGCAUUUUCCACGAACGAAAAUCAUCAUUCCAAAGAGCCGAUCAAACCGAAUUUAUUACUAUAUUGGCACACACGACUCAAACGAAUUGAUUGGCAGUGAGACAUUGUCGGGUUUACGUGUCCAUUUGAGGCUGAUGUGUACAUAAAUGUCAAAACAGAUGGAAAAAACGGAGGAUAUGGAAAAUACUCAGAACGAGAGUCCAACAUCGAAAACAAGUGAAAAAACAACCAAAGUCAGCAAACCGAUCACCAAGACACAGGUGAUGGGCCGAAAUCGUGGAGCAGUACUGCGACUUCAACAGGAUUACAUCAAUUUAAACAAAGACCCAGUGCCAUACAUUCGAGCCGAACCGUUGCCAUGGAACAUUCUCGAAUGGCAUUAUGUGAUAAGCGGACCGGAAAACAGCCCAUACUACAGUGGAAUGUAUCACGGUAGUUUAGUAUUUACGCAGCAAUAUCCAUUUAAGCCACCAUCAAUUUAUAUGCGAACACCAAAUGGACGAUUCCAAACGAAUCGACGGCUAUGUCUUAGCAUAAGCGAUUAUCAUCCGGACGAAUGGAAUCCAGCGUGGAGUGUAUCGAGCAUUUUAACGGGGCUGCUCAGUUUUAUGCUGGAAGAUAGUUCGGCAUUGGGCACAAUGGUUACGGGGCGCAAAGAAAAACUUCAAUUUGCAUACGAUUCGCUUGAGUAUAAUCUCAAGGAUCACAAUUUUACCACAUUAUUUCCGGAUCUGUGCAAAGAAAUCAAACAACGGCUUAAGGAGCGCGAAUCAAAUGAAGCCAAAAUGAAGGCGGCCAAUGGAACGAACGGCGGCGGUGAUGGAACAACGGAUACAGCAAAUGGUUUACUUAACCGUAGCUCACCGGGUAAUAUCGAUGACAAUGGCGGUUUCCCCCAUCUCAUACUUAUCAUUUGUUUCUGCCUUGGCGCUCUUAUCUUCCACCAUGCUUACAAUCUCGAGCAAAUGAAGUGAACGAGCUGAGAAAAAAAAAACAAUGAAUACGAAAGUAUUUGCAUGUCAUCUGGGUGCGAAUGUGUUUUGGAAAUGAAUGUGUUCCUUAGCAUUUUGCUUCAAUUGCUUUUUUUUAUUUAUCAAAACGAUUGAUGAUGUGAACAAUAAGCUUUAGCUAAAUCAUAGAAAAACUAAAGAGAGAUACUAAUAGAGACAUUUUUAAAGGAGACAAAAAAUAAAUCACAAACACAUUUAUGUAUAUUCUUCAGAAAAUGAAGACAGCUCAAGGAUAUUUAUGCAUUUUAAUGCUAAGGAAUAACCAUGGCUAAAUUAUAUAUCGAAAAAAAAGAAGAAAAAUCAUUGUUCUGUACAAGCAAAAAUCAUAUUUUUAAGCUGAAAAUGAAAUGAUGAGAUGAAAUAAAGGAAAAAUACAAAUAACAAGCACCUAUUUA